Syzygium oleosum is the source of this 1269-nucleotide messenger RNA. RefSeq lists its product as uncharacterized. The record is from RefSeq and is a predicted model, not a curated record. Lineage: Eukaryota; Viridiplantae; Streptophyta; Magnoliopsida; Myrtales; Myrtaceae. The coding region runs from base 1 to 597 and encodes 198 amino acids. The transcript has a single exon.
AUGGAGGAUCGACGGCGACGAAGCACGCCCGGCAACCAUGUCGGGGCGGCGGCGGCGGCGAGGCGGAGGAGGAGCAGGUUCGCCGACGACGGGGGCGGCGGCGGCGGCGGCGGCGGCGAGGGAUCAGUGGGGGGAGACGGGAUCGAGUGCUCCGGGGAGCGGUGCAGGUCGUGCACGGCCGGGGUGGUGGCGGACUGCGCGGCGGUGUGCUGCUGCUGCCCCUGCGCGGUGGUGAACCUGCUGGCACUCGCGCUCGUCCGGGUGCCGUACAUGGUCUGGCGGAGGUGCCUGGCGAGGAGGAAGAAGAGCGCCGCCACCGCCGCCGCCGCCAAGAAGAAGAGGAAGUGCGGGAGGGCGGGAGGAGGGUCGAGCGAGAGGGAGAGGAUAGUGGAGGAAGGGAUGAGGGAGUCGGUGUACGGGUUCGGGUUCGAGGAGGGCCUCGGCGGAGGCGGCGGCGGCGGCGGCGGCGGCGUGCCGGAGGAGGCCGAAGAGAGAUCGGCGUGGCUGGACCUGGACUUGUACGAGGUGGGUCAUCUGAGCUUCGGCAGAGUUUCCUUCACCGGGGUUCAGUUCCAGGGGAAAGGCGGUUGCAGUUGAAAGGAAUUCGACCAAUUCAUCCAUGGAUCUUCUUCCUUGUAUUUUCUUGGUUUCUCUCUUUCUUUUUUUCGGGCUGGGAGGAUGUGAAGAGCAGCAAUGCGUUCGAUACCUGGUAUCACUGCGAACAGCGUGUGGUCUCUGAUUUUUCACGCCAAGAAUCCAUGCGGUCUUGGUGUUUGGGGAUUUUCUGGUGCAUGCAUUAAACCGCGGAAAGAAGAAGAAGACGGCGGCGACGAAGAUGGGGUUCGAAAGGUAUUCCAGCCGACGGUCGACGAACCAUCUUUUUUCCGAAGGUUUGUACAUGGAUUGGUCGAUGUGCUCGUAAUUGGUGUGCGAUCCUUUUGGGAUCAUCUGCUCAUUGGGACUCUUCCGCUCUUACGUUGUUGUACGCUGAAACGAUGAAAUGUUCAAACAAUUUUUCGGCUGUCGCCGUUUCUCUCUUUUGGUCACAGUGCUUUUAGUUAGAGAUUUCACGGUAACUUGGCUUUUGGUCCUUUCUCCUUGACUGUCUUCUGCUGCCUCCCCCGUUCAAGAAGAUGAGAGAACACUGUGCAUCCUCGUGUGUCAUUGAAGUUUUUUUUCUCCUUUAUCUCGCGAGUAUUAUUCUUGUGCUCACUUGAAAGAAACGAGCUUGAUAUAUAAUAACGAAGGAAUUAUGUAUUUCAGAAAUCA